AUGGGGUGCUUCUUCUCCAAAAAAUCGAGGAGAAAAUCUCCUAAAAAAGACUCUGCUUUGACCGAUGGGGACGGGAGCGCUACGGGCAAUGACCUCCCAGAAACCAACAACACUGCGCUGGGCAGCGACAGCAACCAGGAGGCUCCCAAGCAAUACAGCUGGGACAAACGAGAAAAGUCUUCAACAGGCAUGAAGUUUGGCUGCUACCAGUACUACUACCCCGAGCUGGCUUUCCACUUUAAAGAUGCAGGCCUCAGCAUCUUUAACAACAACUGGAGCAAUAUUCAUGACUUCACACCUGUCUCUGGAGAGACCAAUUGGAGUCUCCUACCAGAAGAUGCUGUUGUCCUGGAGUAUAUGCCUCUACCAGAUCCUGAGUCAGAAUUCAAGUCUGUGAGAAUCUCUACUGAAGCAAGUCGGAGCAUAGUGCCCAUGACCAAAGGAGGACGCCGUACCGAGAGCGAAGAGUCUUGCCUGUUUGUCUUUUUCGCUGGAGACUACACCACUGCUAACGCACGCAAGCUUAUUGAUGAGGCGACCACCCAAGGCUUUGUCCUCAUUCAGACCAAAGAGGUUUCCAUGCGCCCUGAGGAUGUGAACCGAGUGUUCCAGAAUAACGCAGAAAGCCUCACUGAGUGGAUCACCAAAGGUUCAGUGGUAGCUCUUGAGCUGAAUGGAGAUGGUGUGGUGGAGGCGUGUAGAUCCAUUGCCAAUGAAGUGUUCAAUGGAACUAAGCUGUUUGUUUCUGAGAGCAAAAAUACAUCCUCGCGUGAUGUCGACAACUUUUUCAACUUUGCUGACAUGCAGAUGGGACUGUGAAACUGGCGCAGAGGAGCACCUCAAAUUAAUGUGGGUUUAUAUUUGUUUGGUUUUGUCAGUUUUGUCAUUUCAGUGAAUUGGAAUUACAUAUGCGAAGCCACUGAUAUCUCAACACUUUUAGGGGUUUAUAACCACUAUUUUAACAGACAGAUUUGCUCUGUGAUCUAAAAAUUUUACAUUUUCAUGCCAAUGAAACAGGCAUAUAGUCAGUGAGGGUAUUUGUUACCAAUCAUGAAGGCAAGUGCCUUUAGAUAGAGAACAAAAUCAAGAACUGGAACUUCUAAUCAAACAUUACUGUGGACAAUUUAUCACUUAUGCUGAAAAUAAUUAAUUUGAUUAUAUAGAUAUUUAUUGAAUAGUUUUUUCCCCUAAAUGUAUAGCUGGAAAUUGUGUUUUAUUCUCCUUUGCUUGUAUACAUGUUUUCAGUACGUAUUGUAUAGUCAUUUCGUUUGUGUAUAAUAGAUAGCUGUAAAAAGUAUUUGUCAAAUGCCAGAAAACAUGAAUUGUUGA
Messenger RNA from Sinocyclocheilus grahami, 1329 nucleotides. Its product is annotated as protein XRP2-like. Gene Ontology annotation, molecular function: GTPase activator activity. Gene Ontology annotation, cellular component: cilium; periciliary membrane compartment. Gene Ontology annotation, biological process: post-Golgi vesicle-mediated transport. The record is from RefSeq and is a predicted model, not a curated record. NCBI's taxonomy places the organism in Eukaryota, Metazoa, Chordata, Actinopteri, Cypriniformes, Cyprinidae. The coding region runs from base 1 to 819 and encodes 272 amino acids. The transcript has 5 exons.